Messenger RNA from Cicer arietinum (chickpea), 1380 nucleotides. RefSeq names its product zinc finger BED domain-containing protein RICESLEEPER 2-like. Gene Ontology annotation, molecular function: DNA binding; protein dimerization activity. The record is from RefSeq and is a predicted model, not a curated record. NCBI's taxonomy places the organism in Eukaryota, Viridiplantae, Streptophyta, Magnoliopsida, Fabales, Fabaceae.
AUGGUCUCUAGGAAUACCAUUGUGUCGUAUAUUGAGAAAAUAUAUAACAAAGAGAAGAAUAAGCUUAAGGAUAUCUUGGGUAGAAUUCCAAAUAGAAUUUGUCUUACUUCAGAUGUUUGGACAGCAUCUACUAGCGAGGGUUAUAUUUGUUUAACUGCUCAUUUUGUUGAUGAACGUUGGAGGUUAACCAGUUGUGUUCUCAACUUUUGUCGAAUGAAACCCCCACAUAAUGGUAUUGCAUUGGAAGCCACUUUGUUUGAUUGCUUAAAGCAAUGGGGAAUAGAUAAGAAAGUAUUUUCUAUUACUUUGGAUAAUGCUUCUUCCAAUGAUAACAUGCAAGACCAUUUGAAAAAACAUUUGUGUGUACAAAGCAAUUUGCUAUGUGAUGGUGAGUAUUUCCAUGUUCGAUGUUCAGUGCAUAUACUCAACUUAAUUGUUCAAGAGGGUUUAAAAGUGGCCAAUGAAGCACUCAAGAAAAUUAGAGAAAGUGUCAAGUAUAUUAAAGGUUCUGAUGGAAGGAUGAUUAAGUUUAAAGAUUGUGUUAAUGAUGCGGGAAUAAGCCUUACAGGUGGUUUAAGGUUAGAUGUGUCUACAAGGUGGAAUAGCACAUAUUUAAUGCUUGAAAGUGCCUUAAAAUAUAGAAAAGCAUUUGAGUUUUUCCAGGUGGCAGAUAUGAAUUAUAAACAUUGUCCAUCUGAUGAGGAUUGGGAAAGAGGGGAAAGCAUAUUGUGGAAAGUUCAGUGCAUCUUAGAAGAAAACCAAGAUCAAGUUGAUGAUGUUAUAAGGGAGAUGGCUACAGAUAUGAAAACAAAAUUUGACAAAUAUGGGAAAGAAUAUAGUGUAGUACUAGCCUUUGUAGUUAUUCUUGAUCCACGCUUGAAGGUUCCCUUUUUGAAGUAUUGUUACACUACUCUUGAUGCUUUAACCUGCAAUGUUAAGCUUAAGAAUGUGGAGGACAAAUUUAGAGUGCUUUAUCAAGAAUAUGUGAACAUUUUCAAUCAUCAAAGUGUUGUCCUCUCUCAAUCAUCCCAAGAUUCCAACUCAUUGUCUAAGUCAUCUAGAGAGGGAAGCAAGACUAAGAAAUGUAAAAUCAUAAGUGGUUUUAAAAAUUUUCAGAAUCAACCUAUAUCUGACACUGGGAAGAGUGAGUUAGAUGCAUAUCUUGAAGAAAAGUCAAUUGAAGUUGAUGAAGAACACUAUGAAGAUUUUGAGGUACUUCUUUAUUGGAAGAUUAAUGAGAAAAAGUAUCAUGUACUCUCCUUAAUGGCACGAGAUGUGCUAAGUAUUCCUAUCACCACAAUAGCAUCAGAGUCUUCCUUUAGUAUUGGUGGACGUGUUCUCACCAAAUAUAGAAGUUCUACUCUUCCUGAUCACAUUUAA